UUAGAUCCGGAUCUCCCAAUUUGAAAUCGGGUUUCAUCGAGCUCUGAUCGAUCUUCCAUGGCGGAAAGUGCAGUCACCAUACCUUCGCUAUUCGAAUUAACAGUAUUUUAAUUCCUAUUAUAUUCUAGCAGUUUGAUGAGACGCAAUGAGCCGCUUAGAAUCCUGCUUGUUGAUGUUUCUCGCACUGUUUUCGGUCACUCAAUCGAUAAAUGUAGAAGAGCUGAAUGAAGAGUUUACGGAGUCGUUGCUGCUGAGGCCACUGCCCGAUCGAAAAGUUUUGGCUCAUUUCCACUUCCGAAGCAGUGCGCCGCCAUCUAAAAGUUAUGGCCGCCACCAUCACAUCUUCCCCAAAUCUAUUUAUCAGCUGGUUCACAAAUUCCAGGUUCGAGAGAUGGAGCUUUCAUUCACGCAAGGACGCUGGAAUUACGAAAGAUGGGGAGGAUUUGACCCGAUAUCGAGCAGCAAUGCAAAGCCUCCUGGAGUAGAACUAUGGGCUGAGUUUGAUGUUCCUCGAGAUCAAGUUGAUGAAUCAUGGAAGAAUCUGACUCAUGCUCUUUCGGGGCUCUUCUGCGCCUCAAUCAAUUUCUUGGAGCAUUCGACUAGUUACUCUGCACCUCAGUGGAGUUUUGGAUCGGCUUCAGGCAAAUUACGCUAUGGCACAUUGCCUCGUGAAGCUGUUUGCACAGAGAAUCUCACACCAUGGUUGAAGUUGCUUCCCUGCAGAGACAAAGCUGGCCUUUCUUUACUGAUGGACAGGCCUUCCAUAUACCGGGGGUAUUAUCAUUCCCAGAGGUUGCAUUUGAAAUCAGAUGAAUUUGGUGCAUCUGAGAUGAGUACUGGAAUGGUGCUUGAACAAACGCUUACAGUUGUUCUUCGACCAGACACAUUUUCUGGGCAAGCACUGCAACCGAGUUGGUCUUUGAGCUCAUUAUUUGGAAGGUCAGUUAGCAGGAAAUGCUCUCUUUCUAGUUCUAGUAAUGUGUAUGUGCAAUUUGAGCAGAAUUUAUUAUUGGAGGGGGAUAAAUUAAAGAAAGAUAGUGAAGCAUCGGAGAAUGCUAUUUCUGUUGGCAAUGGCUUCGAAGAUAAUCCCCUAUUUGAAUUAUCACUAGCUCCAAAAAGGGUUAUAAAACAAUCUGGGAACUUGCAGAAAGCAGGCUCUAUCCUUUAUGAAUUUUCAGUUGAGGAUUCCAAUGAAUUCAAACCAUUUGAUUUGGGAUUAAACUGGAAGGUGCCUGUAGCCUGGUCAUGCCCUCAGGCACCCUUACAAGCUAGCCGGUUUUUAAUAGGAAGUGGGAACGAAAGGGGAGCUAUCGCUAUCUCAAUGAAAUCUACUAGGAGCAACAAAGUAGAAAAAACUAGUAGUUAUGAUGAGAAUGAAUGUUGGCUCAGAGUGGGCAUCUUCCAAAUGGUACCUUGGUAUGUCAAGGUCUACUAUCAUACACUGAAAUUGUUUCUAGAUGGAGUACCUCAAUCUUCCAUGGAAAACAUAGAGAAAAUACUUGUUUCACCUUCUGAAGACAAGGUGUCCACUGGAGUGAUGGAAAUGAUCUUGAGAUUACCCUGUAGUGUUAAUACAGCAGCAUUGACUUUGGAGUUUGAUAAGGGGUUUCUUCACAUCGAUGAAUAUCCUCCAGAUGCAAAUCAGGGCUUCGACAUUCCAUCAGCAGUGAUACACUUUACUGAUUUCGUAGCAAACAUGAGUUUUCAUGAUGACUCCUUAAAACAAGUACCUAUAUUGUCCAAGUUACAGGAAGAAGUUCCAGUUGUCUCGUACACAGAAGUACUCCUUGUGCCUUUGACAACGCCAGAUUUUAGCAUGCCUUACAAUGUGAUAACAAUUACAUGCACGGUUUUUGCUUUAUACUUUGGAUCACUGCUGAAUGCUCUUAGAAGGCGAGUUGGUGAGGAAGAAAGGCUUCUAACUGGAAAAGGUGCAAGGAAGGCAGGCCCGUUGACGCUGAUGAUAUCUAAACUCUCUGCUAAGUUGCGAAGGAAGCCAUGGGAACCUCCGAAACAAUCAGAGUCUGGGAGGUCCUCCUCGAAGUAUAAGCUACUAGCAAAAGUCGUGUUGGUAGCCGGUGUAGCUGCUGCUUGGCAAUUCUAUUUUCAAUGACAGCAGCAACCUCCCAUGUAUGAUUAUGUAUCAUGAAGAGAGAGAUUAGCUAGUUUGAAACCUCAUGGAGCACAUUUUUUUUGUUCUCUAAUUCAGUCAGUGAUCAGUUUUCUA
This is a messenger RNA of Salvia hispanica, 2227 nucleotides long. RefSeq names its product GPI transamidase component Gpi16 subunit family protein. NCBI's taxonomy places the organism in Eukaryota, Viridiplantae, Streptophyta, Magnoliopsida, Lamiales, Lamiaceae. Gene Ontology annotation, cellular component: GPI-anchor transamidase complex. Gene Ontology annotation, biological process: attachment of GPI anchor to protein. The record is from RefSeq and is a predicted model, not a curated record.